Messenger RNA from Penicillium manginii, 888 nucleotides. RefSeq lists its product as uncharacterized. The transcript has 3 exons. Lineage: Eukaryota; Fungi; Ascomycota; Eurotiomycetes; Eurotiales; Aspergillaceae. Gene Ontology annotation, molecular function: oxidoreductase activity, acting on paired donors, with incorporation or reduction of molecular oxygen; monooxygenase activity; iron ion binding. The record is from RefSeq and is a predicted model, not a curated record. Bases 1 to 888 code for a protein of 295 amino acids.
AUGAGCGAGUGGAUUGCCUUUCUCUCUUUCGACCUAAUGGGGUUGAUCGCCUUCGGCAAGGAUUUCAACCAGCUCGAAAGUGCCGUUGAACAUGUUGCUAUUCAGCGUCUACACGCUACUCUUGACCUUGUAGGGAGACUUGCCCCAGUCCCGUGGCUACUUGGACUCUUAAUCUCCAUUCCAAAACUAUCGGGUAGCUACAUUGAGUUCAUUAAGUAUUGCUGGGUCCAGGUUGAAGAGAAAAAGAAGCGAUGGCUUUCCAAAUCAGAUCAAGUGCCUGCCGAUAUAAUUUCGUGGCUCCUACAAGCUAUCGGAAAGAAAGAUGCUUCUGCUCCGCCUGGAGAUCAGGCCUUGCAUGAAGACGGUCGGUUGAUGAUUAUAGCUGGAAGUGACACUAUUACCAGCACGAUUGCUAAUGCGCUGUACUAUCUGGCAAUGCACCCGUCAAAGUACCACAAGCUCCAACUCGAAACUGACAAAAUUCAACUUCCUCACAACAAAGACAACCCUAGUAUUUCUUCAGCUGCCUUUGAUGCUUGCCAGGUCUCCGAACUGCCUUAUCUUGAUGCAGUGAUCAACGAAGUUUUACGCCUCAAGCCAGCAUCUCCGAGCGGACAGCCUCGGGUAACCCCGCCGGAAGGCCUCCAAAUCGACGAGGUCAGGGUUCCGGGAAAUGUCAUAAUCACAGUACCUCAACAUUCGAUCCAACGAGACGAGCGGAACUUUGCUGACGCCAAUGAAUUCCGACCGGAACGGUGGAUCAAUGAGGACUCGGAAGUGCAUCGCGAAGCUGCAUUUUUUCCAUUCUGCAUCGGUGGGUUGAGCCUUAUAUCUGCAGCCCGGCCAAUCAUUCCUGACGUCAACAGGUCCCUUGUCGUGUCCUGGUAA